Arabidopsis arenosa is the source of this 1336-nucleotide messenger RNA. NCBI's taxonomy places the organism in Eukaryota, Viridiplantae, Streptophyta, Magnoliopsida, Brassicales, Brassicaceae. The record is from the annotation of a GenBank genome assembly.
GAAAAGCUCUCGUGAGUCACUACUCUUCUCUAAUGUCUGUACAUGUCAAGGAAGAACCUGUGCUUGUGCCAAACUGCGAUGUCGAAAAUACAGAGCUUGCAGUUUUUAAUGGAAAUGGAGAAAGUGAGCUUCAGGAUUUCGGGACUUGCGUAGAUGAGAUAACUGAUAGAGUGAAUCAGCUUGAGCAAAAAGUUGUGGAGGUUGAGCACUUUUACUCUUCAAAAGAUGGAGCAGCUCAAACUAAUACUUCUAAGAGUAACUCGGGUGGAAAAAAGGUCGCUAUUUCUCAACCAAACAACUCGAAGUGUAACUCGGCCGGGAAAGAAAAAUCAAAGGGAAAACAUGUUUCCAGCCCUGACCUUAUGCGUCAAUUUGCAACAAUGUUUCGUCAGAUUGCUCAACAUAAAUGGGCAUGGCCGUUCUUGGAGCCUGUUGAUGUUAAAGGACUUGGACUUCAUGAUUAUUACAAGGUUAUAGAGAAGCCAAUGGACUUGGGAACAAUUAAAAAAAAAAUGGAGAGUUCGGAGUAUAACAAUGUCCGGGAGAUAUAUGCUGAUGUAAGACUAGUUUUCAAGAACGCGAUGAGAUACAAUGAAGAAAAAGAAGAUGUUUAUGUGAUGGCUGAAUCUCUUCUGGAGAAAUUUGAGGAGAAAUGGCUCCUGAUAAUGCCUAAACUUGUUGAAGAGGAAAAGAAACAGGCAGACGAAGAAGCCGAGAAGCAUGCAAAUAAGCAGCUUACUCUGGAGGCUGCACAAGCGGAAAUGGCUAGGGAUUUAAGCAACGAACUAUAUGAGAUCGAUCUGCAGCUGGAGAGACUUCGGGAAUCAGUAGUUCAGAGAUGCAGAAAACUGUCUACUCAAGAAAAGAAAGGACUUUCUGCAGCUCUAGGCCGUCUCUCACCUGAGGAUCUGUCUAAGGCGUUAAAAAUGGUUUCAGAGAGCAACCCGAGUUUCCCGGCUGGAGCACCAGAAGUCGAGCUUGACAUCGAUGUUCAGACUGAUGUUACAUUGUGGAGACUGAAGGUGUUUGUGCAAGAAGCAUUGAAAGCAGCUAACAAAGGCUCUGGAGGAACAAACGCUCAGAACAAUAACAAUACCGGAACUGGAGAGAUCAACAAGAACAAUGCGAAAAGACGGAGAGAGAUCUCUGAUGCAAUCAAUAAAGCUUCAAUUAAAAGAGCUAAGAAGGCUUGAAUCUCUCUCUCUGUGUGCUUAUUGAUCAACAAGGAACAAGAGUUUGGUGAACACCAAUCUAAAUUAGAAACUUUCCAGUUCCAUUGCGCAUGUUGCUUCAAAUGUUGGCACAAUGUAAAAAAGAAUGAAUGUGGAAAAAAUCA